Atta colombica is the source of this 3153-nucleotide messenger RNA. RefSeq names its product ER membrane protein complex subunit 1 (gene EMC1). Gene Ontology annotation, biological process: protein folding in endoplasmic reticulum. The record is from RefSeq and is a predicted model, not a curated record. Gene Ontology annotation, molecular function: protein binding. Gene Ontology annotation, cellular component: EMC complex. Bases 253 to 3039 code for a protein of 928 amino acids. Lineage: Eukaryota; Metazoa; Arthropoda; Insecta; Hymenoptera; Formicidae. The transcript has 15 exons.
GAAAUGUCGGCAGAUGUCGGAGACAAGGCAGGACAAACCGUGGCGAGGGGUGACUGGUGCGGGGUGCGUUCGUAUGUAACGUCGUCCAUGCUAUAAGCGCUGUAGCACGUCGGUCGGUGAGUGGCACGUACAUACAUACGUGCAUAAACGAAGUGGCAUAGAACGUAGGGCGUAGAGCGACUGUGUGUGAAGGGGGUGAGCGCUGCGUCGCGGAUACUCUCUCGCGCGCUUACCGGAGCGCUCGUCAUCGCCAUGGCUCCGUGCGCGUGGUCCUUCCGUAGGAACCUCAACCGGUUUCUCGACGUACCGAUCCUGCAGUGCUUAAUCGUGCUGAUCGGCCUUUUUAAUCUCUCCCUGUGCCUCUACGAAGAUCAAGUCGGCAAAUUCGAUUGGAGGCAGAACUACGUCGGAAAAAUUAAAUUCGCCAGCUUCGAUACGGUAUCUACGGCGAAGAAGAUUAUCGUCGCCACCGAGGAGAACGUUAUUGCUGCGCUUAAUCUGAAAUCUGGCCAAAUAUUAUGGAGGAGAGUGCUAGAAAAAGGUUAUGGCGGACGUAUCAGAACUUUAGGAGGUGUCGCGGAUGGAGACUUGAUAUCCGUGAGUGGCGGUGUUCCCGCCAUCGUUCGUGCCUGGGAUUUAGCAACCGGGCAUAUACUUAACGAAUGGCCAAUAGCUGAGCCAAAUAGUGACAGGAUAAAAGAUGUAAAAUGGCAUAUCAAAGAUGGAACGCUGCAUCAUAUAUUACCUAUUUACAAUAGUGGAGUAGAAGUAACGUCUUAUGACAGUAAGACUGGAGAAAAAUUAAAAACUCGGAGAGUUUCUGCACCAUUUAUAAGUCGAGAAACAGAAUGUGUUUUAGCAGCUCCAUAUUUAGCAUGUUUGAAGGGAGACAGUUCCUUAGCUGUAGUAUUAUUAGUACAUCUAUUCGAUACUAAUGCACAGUCACAAUCAGUUACAAUAAAUGCAAUAUUUGGGGCUGGCGCCCAAGGGCCAUAUAAAUUAGAAUCUGUACUUGGAGAGGGAUCUGUAAUUUCUAUUAAUGCCGAUAAUGACCAGAGAAAGCGAAUUUUAGUUAUUGGAGAAUUUCCGAUUCCUAUACAGAGAGAUAUCGCUGGUGAUGCAACUCUUUAUGUUGUUACUGUUGAUAAUGAGAAAAUACUUUUGGAAACAACAUAUAAAAAUGGAAAAAUAGAGAUAACAGCGACGAAUCUGUUAUCAUCUGCAGUUAUACCUGAUUUAUCGGUUACUCUGACUCAUGUUUCUGUACAAUCACCAACCAUAAUGGCAUCUGUUUGCCCACGGCAAACGAAAGGGAUAACGUGUCGUCAUUUAUUAUCCUCGCAAGAUCACAGCAUUGCACUGUUGCAACAUAAUAAACUGGUAUGGACAAGAGAGGAAGCACUUGCCAGUAUUGUGGCCGUUGAAAUUAUGGAAUUGCCUAUGUCUGACAGGGAUCAAGCUAUCGAAACAGAAUUCGAUCAGAAAGAGAGUAUUGAUGUAGACAGUUCAUGGGACGUUCUAAGUAUGUUUCUUCGAAGGAUUACUUCACAGAUUAACCAAGCCAGAGCGUUCUUUCAAACAAUACUGGAUUUGGUACCUCAACAAUCCAAUCAACGUAUUGAUCUGGUGCAAGAUAAAUUUGGCUUGCACAAAAUGAUCGUAGCCGUUACAUCCGCUGGAAAGCUGUACGGUAUCGAAACUAGAAAAGGCGAAAUUAUCUGGCAAUUCAGGUUACCUAAUAUCCGUGGUUUCACAAAACUAUCUAAUACAAUGAUUUUGUAUGUACAAAGAGGCAGCAGACAUUUUCCUCAUCCACCUCAAUGUGCACUAUUAGCAGAAGAUAAGGAAACCGGAGAAGGUGUUAUAUAUACAUUUAAUCCGAUUACCGGACAGUCAUUGGACGGACUAGUGAAACUUGGUUACAAAAUAAAACAGUCUAUGUUAUUACACGUAGCGACUGACGAUUUUUUACGCGGUAUCCUUAUUCUUGAUGUACGAGAUAAAGUUCAUGUUUAUCCCGAUAGCGCUACCGCGGUUGCAGCCUCACUCGGGAAAAAUAUAUAUCUCUUUACUGCUGAUCAAACGACAGGAAUAUUAUCCGGCUUCUCUCUUUCAUAUAGCACAACUCAGGAACUAAUCGCCCAUAAAGUAUGGGAAUUGUUACUGUCACCUAGAAACCAAAGAAUAACGCAAGUUGCAGCGAAAAAUCCGAUAGAACGUGUGCACUCUCAAGGAAGAGUUUUAAGUGAUAGAUCAGUAUUGUAUAAGUAUAUUAAUCCUAAUUUAGUGGCCAUAGUGACAGAAGGUAUUGGACAUGCCCAUAAAAAUACGCUUAAUUUAUAUCUAUUAGACGUAGUAUCUGGGGCUAUGAUUUUUUCUAUUACGCACAAAAGAAUACGUGGUCCAAUCCAUAUAGUGCAUUCGGAAAAUUGGUUGGUAUAUAGCUAUUUUAAUGAGAAAGGACGUAGAACAGAAAUCGCUACGUUAGAGCUUUAUGAAGGAAAAAUACAGAGCAAUACUACAGUGUUCUCUUCUUUAGCAACAACAAAAUUACCAAUUGUAGAAAGACAAGCUUUCAUUUUUCCGGCAUCUAUAGAGUAUAUGCAAGAAACAAUCACAGAAAAGGGUAUCACUAGCAAACAUAUAAUAGUCGCUUUAGCCAAUGGUGGAAUAUUAGAGUUGCCGUGGAUGAUGGUAGAUCCACGACGGCCUAUUAACCCUGAAAUGCGAGAAGAAGGAGUAAUACCAUACAUGCCAGAGAUUCCAGUUCAUAUGGAUGCUAUUAUUAAUUAUAAUCAAAGUGUUUCUAGGGUUAUAGGUAUUCAUACUAGUCCCAGUGGCCUUGAAAGUACUUGUUUAGUUUUUGUACAUGGUCUUGAUCUGUUUUAUACAAGGGUGGCACCAUCUAAAACAUUCGAUGUUUUAAAGGAGGAUUUUGAUUAUUAUCUUAUUGUGAUAGUACUCGCGGCGUUGUUGAUCUCAUCGUACGUCACGAAAAAAUUAGCAUCUCAAAAAGCUCAAAAGCAAGCAUGGAAAUGAUGCCUCGUUUUUCUAGAAUUGUGUAAUAUUUAUGAAUCUGUUCACUAUAGGCAAAAAUUUUUCCUAAGAAUAAGAUGUAAGAUAUACUAUUUUAUAAAUAGCUAAUUUUAAAAC